Giardia duodenalis is the source of this 1347-nucleotide messenger RNA. Its product is annotated as Mu Adaptin. Gene Ontology annotation, cellular component: cytoplasmic vesicle; clathrin adaptor complex. The transcript has a single exon. NCBI's taxonomy places the organism in Eukaryota, Fornicata, Diplomonadida, Hexamitidae. The coding region runs from base 1 to 1347 and encodes 448 amino acids. The record is from RefSeq and is a predicted model, not a curated record. Gene Ontology annotation, biological process: vesicle-mediated transport; intracellular protein transport.
AUGAUAAGCUCUCUGCUAAUCAUUCACGGGCUCACAGGUGGCAUGGUGGCAUACAGAGAUUUCGUUCCCGAAGCCUCCAAGAAGGUCCAAGGCAUCUUUACUAAUCAUAUCUUGAUAAACCCUGACGCUGAGCACUCCCCGCUUUUCUCAGUAGAGGACCUUAAUAUCUGUUUUAUCAAGCAUACAGACUGUUAUUUGGUGGCUGCAAGUAGUACCAAUGCAGAUAUCAAUUCUGCUACCGCGUUCUCCAUACUACAUUCGCUGGUCACCGUCCUAGACACCUUUCUUGACGGAUUCACGAGCGCUCGCAAACUAGAAUUGAACAUAGUGGUCGUUCUGCGUGUCCUUGCAGAGUGUUCGAGCAACGGACAGAUCUUUAACUUUGACCUCUCGUUCCUGCAGAACUUAGCACGGCCAACACAGGUUUACGAUACCUCUCGCAGCACAGGGAGUGUCGUUGUCCGAAAAACGACCUUCCACCCUUCUCCAGUUUGGUCCCGUGAAAGACCUGCUCCGCUGACGUCAUAUGACGAGAACGAAAUUGAGUUUACUAUUUCUGAGCGAGCGGAUGUGGUGGUCGAUCUGACAGGUAAUAAGGUAGAAUCCUGCGUCGUCUUGGGGGCUGUUAAUGCCACUGUGCACCUUGUCAACUCUCCAGAGAUCACGGUCACCCUUUCGGAUAACGUUAACAUCAGCCAAGUACCCUCAAGUAAGCAAGCCAAGGGCGUUGCUGCCCAAUCCCAGGCUUCAAUUGAGCUAUGUGAUGUGCAGCUGCAUAGAAGCGUUGACAUAGCUAAGUUUCACAUAGCUAAGAAGCUAGUAUUCGUCCCCGUUGAAGAGGAGUUUAGGCUCUUCUCGUACAGGCUCAAUAAGGUCGAUUCAGCGCCCAUCCUCUGCAUUGUCACCAACAGAUCCAAUCCCCAAAAGCCGCUGGAGCGCGAAUACCAUUUGAAGUUAGAAACGCUUUAUCCCAGUAGGAUCAUUUCAAAGCAGAUUGUCAUUUCUGUGCCUGUCAUGAUGAACAUAGACUCGCCCAAAUUGCAGACACGUCGCGGGAUCAUGAAGUAUUGCCCUCAUGAGCAAGUUGUCAAGUGGAUCCUUGAGUCUCUUCCUGGGAAGCAGAUAUUUAAGGCGUUAUUAAACUUUGGUGUACCUAGCAGACAUAAGGAUCAGCUGGGUUGUGAUGCUACGUCGCUGCGGCCUAUUGUGAUAGAAUACACUAUACCCUACCACCACAUUAGCGGUCUGAAUAUAGACAAGUGCGUGGUUGACGCGGAUUAUAGUCCUGAAGUCACUGUUACCAAGUCACUGACUGGAAUGGUUGUCAUAAAACACACCAUCGUGUAG